Molecule: messenger RNA, 1947 nt
Organism: Aspergillus heteromorphus CBS 117.55
Lineage: Eukaryota; Fungi; Ascomycota; Eurotiomycetes; Eurotiales; Aspergillaceae
Exons: 2
Coding region: 1-1947 (648 amino acids)
Source: RefSeq, a predicted model, not a curated record
AUGGCCGACGACGAACUCUUCACACGGGCCAUCUCUGGGUAUCGGGACGCGUUUUUGGUUCGACACUCCCAUCUUACGGAAUCAGAGCGCAAUGAACUUUGGAGUCAACGGUUAAGCCAGUUCAUGACCACCACGGCCUCUUCCUCCGCAUUCCCGUCCGCCGCGUCAUCCAGUUACCGCCCGGUUUCCGGCUCUGGUCUUCCUGGAGAUGGCGCUUCAGCUCUCGAGAAAUCUGGGAAAAGGACGCGACAGGAUACUCCCCGGACCCUACCUGGUUCUGGUCUUCCUCCACCGAAACGACGAGUCACCACUCCGGAACCCCCAGUGACCGUUGAUCUGACACGCGAACUGUCUCAUGCGUCCUCGCCGGCAGCGCCGGAGACAUCCCGGCGCCUAACAAGAACGAAUUCUCGGAAGGACAACUCGGUUUCUUUCUCUGGUCCUGGGCCCUCCCGGCAUACGGCCAUGGUCCGCUCCCAGAGUCAGCAGAUUCCGGUUGCGCACCGUCCGUCGCUGGCCUCCGCGGUGACGGGAUACCGACACUCUUAUGGACCCCAGCGUGUUCAGCGUCGCCUGGACCAUGUGAACGAAUACACCCCCUCCGAAUAUGCCAAGCAGUACUUGGAUGAUUUCCAGGGCCAGGGACACGUGUCGGCACUCUCUCUGGCCCUUUCUGCGGAUCCGUCGAUGUCUGGAUUUCAGCAACAUCAGCCACAGCUAAAUCAGGGCCAGCCUGAACUGAUGACAGACUUCGCCAUGGCCAACCCCGCGAUGAUUGAUCAUGCGGUCCCGUCGGCCGCUGUGGAGAUGAGUCGGAGUACGACCACGGACUCGCUUUGCGGGGGCAUGGGGAUGAUGAGGUUCGAUUCCUCGGGACCGAAUAUGGAUUCUAAUUUCUCCUUCUCUGUUCCUUCUGAAUUUGUCCCCUCCACUGCACCGAUGAACGUCCCCUUCCCCCCCUCCUUCAACGCCAUGCACCGAAACCCCGGUCAUGAAGUCUCCUUCCCUUUCACCGAACAAUUUGCCCCCAUGUCGUUUUCUUGCUCCGCCCCCUCCUCCACAUCAUUCCACCACCCGUCCAUUCACACAAUAUCGCCGUCGCCUGCGACGGAGAUGAAGCCUUCUAUGUCUGCUGAGAGUGACAGUUCGUCUGGCUCACAGCCGUCUAGAGCGGCUCGCAGGACCCAAGAACAGAUCGUGCAGGGCACUCGUCCCAUUGCCCCCAAGGCUGAGCCGCUCAGCAGCUCCCCACCCAAGGUGGCCGAGCAGCACAAGAUGAUUCGCAUCUCAUCAUCCGAUGGUACGGCCAAAGAGGUUGCAGCCAUUCCCAAAGCUUCGAUACAACGGCCCCCGCGUCAGAAGACGUAUUGUGAUAUGUGCAACGACCAGCCCGACGGGUUCCACGGGGAGCACGAGCUGCGUCGACACGUCGAGCGGGUGCAUGCCGUGUUUCGCAAGGUUUGGGUGUGUGUUGACAUCUCUCCAGGCAAGACGUUCCUGGCAAACUGCAAGGCUUGUCGGAACGGCAAAAGAUAUGGUGCUAACUACAACGCCGCCGCGCACCUUCGUCGCACCCACUUCAACCCCUGCCAGCGAGGCCGCGGUGGUCGUGGGAAAGACAGUGAGAAGCGCGGCGGCAAAGGCGGCGGGAACCAUCCGCCGAUGGACGUUCUGAAGCACUGGAUGGUGCAGAAAGAGGAAGUUGUCCUCGAGAACGCGUCCAACUAUGUUGGCAAGCAAGCGGUAGACGAUGAUAUGGGUGGUUCCGAAGAUGUUCAAUUCUCCGGGACAGAAGACUUCUCUUCACAGGGUAUGGAAUCGACCCUGGUGAACGGGUAUGACUCCUUUGCUACACUCCCCACGAUGGGGAUGGAUCCGUCCAUUGAUGCUGCACCCUGUUACUUCGAUUCUCAGACCUUGCCGCCUGAGAUCGACUCGUAUGUGUGA